UGCUUUGUUUGGCCAUAGCACCUGCUGUAGACCCAACUUACACAUGCCCUUAUAUUCCUGUGCGGGAUACUGUUUUAUGUAAAGUCUUUUUAGUGUCAAAUGCCUACUCCUAGUUCUGUAGAAAAUGGUAGGGGUUGCUAGGGAUGAAUGUGGCCAACUAGGCCCAUCCGCUAAACUGAGGCUGUGAGAGCACAUUUGGAAAAGAAUUUGUGCUUGGGCAAGUGUCUGAAGCUUAUCUACUACAGUAAAUCAUCAGAUAUGAGGUCGAGGAAAGAAAGUGGGCUUGUGUUGUUUUUGCAGUUUGACUUCUAGAAGACUUUACAUUUAAACCUUAAUACACUUUCCCAUUGAAAACAGUUCUUUCCAUUGUUUUUUCUCUUUCUGAUCUGUCUAAAUGGCGUGGAAAAUAAUUGCUGCCUUCCUGAGCUCUUCAGCUACUCAUGGAUGUCUGUUUAAAAAUGCAUACAGUAAUCAAGUGAAAAAGAUGAGCUUCAUCUGUGGAUUGCAGUCUGCUGCUAGAAACCAUGUUUUCUUCCGAUUUAAUUCACUGUCUAACUGGAGAAAAUGUAACACAUUAGCAUCAACCUCACAGGGCUGUCAUCAAGUACAAGUUAACCAUAUAGUAAAUAAGUAUCAGGGACUGGGAGUGAAUCAGUGUGAUAGAUGGACUUUUCUGGCUGGAAACUUUCAUUUUUGUAGGACUUUUAACAACAAAAGAACAGGAUGCCUCUCAAGUACCAAAAAUAAGGAAAUUUGGAUGAUUACCAGCAAAUGUACUGCAUGGAAUGACUCUUUUUCAAGACAGCUACUAAUAAAAGAAGUUACAGCAGUUCCUAGUCUGUCAGUAUUGCAUCCUCUAAGCCCUUCUCCUGUAAGAGCUAUUAGGAAUUUCCACACUUCUCCACGGUUUCAAGCUGCUCCGGUUCCUCUCUUGUUGAUGAUUCUUAAACCAGUGCAGAAGUUAUUUGCAAUCAUUGUAGGCAGGGGCAUAAGGAAAUGGUGGCAGGCACUUCCUCCUAACAAGAAGGAACUAUUUAAACAAAGUAUAAGGAAGAAUAAAUGGAAGCUAUUCCUUGGUUUGAGUAGUUGUGGAUUGCUCUUUGUGGUGUUUUAUUUUACUCACCUGGAAGUAAGUCCAAUCACAGGAAGGAGCAAGCUACUAUUAUUGGGGAAAGAGCAGUUCAGACUUUUAUCAGAACUGGAAUAUGAAGCAUACAUGGAAGAAUUUAAAAAUGAUAUGCUAACUGAGAAAGAUGCCCGAUACCUGGCUGUUAAAGAAGUGCUUUGUCGUCUAAUUGAAUGCAAUAAAGAUGUUCCAGGGAUUUCUCAGAUCAAUUGGAUUAUUCAUGUGGUUGAUUCCCCAAUUAUUAAUGCCUUUGUGCUUCCAAAUGGACAAAUGUUUGUUUUCAGUGGAUUGUUAAAUAGUGUAACCGAUAUUGAUCAACUUUCUUUCCUUCUGGGCCAUGAAAUAGCACAUGCAGUACUUGGACAUGCUGCAGAAAAGGCUGGCAUGGUUCACUUUUUGGAUUUCCUAGGUAUGAUUUUCCUCACAAUGAUUUGGGCCAUUUGUCCUCGAGAUAGUUUGGCACUUUUGGGCCAGUGGAUACAGUCUAAAUUGCAGGAGUAUAUGUUUAAUAGACCAUACAGCAGAAAAUUGGAGGCUGAAGCUGACAAAAUUGGACUACUGCUUGCUGCAAAGGCUUGUGUAGACAUAAGAGCCAGUUCAGUGUUUUGGCAGCAAAUGGAGUUUGUCGAUAGCCUGCAUGGCCUACCCAAGAUGCCAGAAUGGUCAUCUACACACCCUUCUCAUGGCAAUCGAGUUGAACAUCUGGAUAGACUUAUACCUCAGGCUCUCAAAAUUAGAGAGAUGUGUAAUUGCCCACCACUGUCUAAACCAGACCCUCGAUUACUAUUCAAACUCAGCAUGGAGCAUUUUCUUGAAGAAUCAGAGAAAGAAGACCUAAAUAUCACAAAGAAACAGAAAAUGGAUACUCUUCCCAUUCAAAAACAGGAGCAAAUACCAUUAACAUACGUAGUUGAGAAAAGAACUGGCAGUUGAAUUAAAAUUUAUGAGACACAAGAUAUAUGAAGAAUGUUGCAGUCCUUAUCAUUUUAUGUUACCUUAAAAAAAAAUGAUGUUUGAAGUGAAAAAAAAAAGGAUAUUCAGGGUCAAAUCAUGUAUAUUACAGAUACUAUCUAAAUUCUUAUAGAAUUUAUUUUUCAUGAAAUAUUGAUAUAUUUUAAUCUAUGUUAAAAUAUCUUGAAUGAGGAAAAUGUCACAGAAUAAAUUUAUAUUACACAUUUUA
Molecule: messenger RNA, 2306 nt
Organism: Piliocolobus tephrosceles (Ugandan red Colobus)
Lineage: Eukaryota; Metazoa; Chordata; Mammalia; Primates; Cercopithecidae
Gene: OMA1
Product: OMA1 zinc metallopeptidase
Exons: 9
Coding region: 395-2059 (554 amino acids)
Biological process (GO): protein quality control for misfolded or incompletely synthesized proteins; mitochondrial protein processing
Cellular component (GO): mitochondrial inner membrane
Molecular function (GO): metalloendopeptidase activity
Source: RefSeq, a predicted model, not a curated record